Phalaenopsis equestris is the source of this 1874-nucleotide messenger RNA. Its product is annotated as protein NRT1/ PTR FAMILY 3.1-like. NCBI's taxonomy places the organism in Eukaryota, Viridiplantae, Streptophyta, Magnoliopsida, Asparagales, Orchidaceae. Gene Ontology annotation, biological process: transmembrane transport. Bases 13 to 1770 code for a protein of 585 amino acids. The transcript is spliced from 4 exons. Gene Ontology annotation, molecular function: transmembrane transporter activity. The record is from RefSeq and is a predicted model, not a curated record. Gene Ontology annotation, cellular component: plasma membrane.
ACAAAUAGAUAGAUGGCUGACAGUGGAAAGAAGGAGAAGAAGAAGCUGGGUGGGAUGAAGACCAUGCCUUUUAUAUUAUCAAAUGAAGUGUGUGACCGGUUUGCGACGGCGGGAUUCAAUGCAAAUAUGGUGAACUAUCUGAGGAACGAGCUGCACGUACCGUUGCUUCAGGCCACCAACACCCUCAACAACUUCGCGGGAACCGCCAGCUUGACCCCUAUCGUCGGUGCCCUCAUCGCAGACUCAUUUGCCGGUCGCUUCUGGACCAUCGCCGUCGGAGCCACAUUGUAUCAACUGGGAAUGCUGGGCGUGACCAUAUCUGCAAUCCUCCCGUCCCUCCGGCCGCCGCCAUGCUCCCCCGAUUUUCCAUCCACUUGCCAGGAAGCUGCCCCAUGGCAGCAAGCAAUAUUCUACUUGUCCCUUAUGCUCACAGCAGUUGGGUCCGGCGGGACGCGGCCAUGCGUCGUGGCAUUCGGUGCGGAACAGUUGGAGGAAAAUGACAAAUCUGGUCGAAAAUCUGGGAGCGAAGAGUCGUCGGGGAAGGGCAAGCCGAGCUUCUUCAACAUAUACUUCUUCUGCAUCGGACUAUCGGUCAUGCUCGCCCUCACCGUGGUGGUUUAUGUUCAGGACAAUGUGGGAUGGGGGAUUGGCUUUGGAAUCCCUACUGUCUCCAUGUUCAUCUCCAUCCUUGUAUUCAUCUUCGGCUACCCGAUUUACAUACGAAGGAAGCCCGGCGGGAGCCCGAUGGCCCGGGUGGCACAAGUGGUGGCCGCCGCCCUGAGAAAGCGGAAGCUCGUCGUGCCCACUGAUGGUAGUGUUUUGUAUCAGAACAGGGAGCUGGACGCUGAUAUUUCUACUGUGGGUCUGCUAGCCCACACCAAGCAAUUCAAGUUUUUGGACCGGGCGGCCAUCGUUGCCGACGGCGACAUAGAUGAGAGCAGCAAUCGUCCCAUUCCAUGGCGGCUUUCGACUGUACACAGAGUGGAGGAGCUGAAGUCCAUAUUGGGAAUCCUUCCAAUCUGGUCGGCCGGAAUCUUCAUCUCCACCGCCACCUCUAAUAACUACACCUUUGGCUUAGUUCAGGCCAAAUCAAUGGACCGCCAGCUCGCCAGUGGCUUUAGCAUUCCGCCAGCCAGCUUCUUCAUCUUCUCCUCCGCCUCCAUGCUCCUCACACUUACCCUCUAUGACCGUGUAAUUGUUCCCCUAGCCCGCCGCCUCACAGGGAACCCAGAAGGAAUCUCCCAGCUCCGCCGAAUCGGCAUGGGCCUCGCCAUUGCUGUCCUCUCUAAUGUCUCCGCCGCACUGAUUGAGAACCGCCGGCGCUGCGCUGCGGGUCAUAUCAGUGCGUUCUGGCUGGUGCCGCAGUGCAUGGUGCACGGCGUAAGUGAGGGGUUCGCUUCAGUGGGGCUGAUGGAGUUUCUUUACAAGCAGUCGCCAGAGAGCAUGAGAAGCAUUGCGGCGGCUCUUUUCUGGCUGUCGAUAUCGUUGGGGCACUAUGGAGGAACGUUUCUGGUGACGAUGGUGAGCGACCUAACAAAAAGAUCGGGAGAAGGGGGUUGGCUACAGGAUGACAUUAAUGAGGGCAGAUUGGAUUACUACUACUGGUUGGUGGUUGGGAUGCAGGUUUUCAACUUGGUUUACUUUAUUAUUUGUGCUAAAUCUUAUGUUUUUAAGAGAUUGGAAGUGGAGGAGGAGGGUGAUGCUAAGCUCCACCUUGGCGAUGAAGAUGACCAUGAAGAUCACCCUCACGUGCAUGCUGCUGUAGUCUAGGACCAUUUGUUCUAACUCAACACAUUUUUUCCCCAUUUUUCCCUCUAUAUUGUAAUUAUUCUUUCUAUUUACUUGUAUUGUUGAGAAUUUUUUUUUUCAAUAUA